UGGCGUCGGCGUCGCGCGCUCCGCUUCCUGUUGUCAGAGGCUUGGAGGCCGCCGCGUCCCGCUGGCAGGCUGAGGGGCUGCUGCCGCCCGGAGCGCCCCCCGCCCAGCUCCCCGCUCCCUUCGGUCAUCAAGAAGAAGCUAGUGGGAUCCGUGAAGUCAUUGCAGAAGCAGUAUGUGUCCCUGGACACGGUGGUCACUAGUGAAGACGGAGACGCCAACACCAUGUGCAGUGCCCUGGAGGCCGUGUUUAUCCACGGCCUUCAUGCCAAGCACAUCCGAGCUGCAGCUGGAGGAAAGAAGAAGAAAUGUGCCCACCAGAAACCUCUGCCUCAGCCUGUCUUCUGGCCCCUUCUGAAAGCUGUCACCCACAAACACAUCAUCUCAGAAUUGGAGCAUCUGAUCUUUGUCAACACAGACGUGGGCCGCUGCCGGGCGUGGCUGCGGCUGGCCCUCAACGACGGCCUGAUGGAGUGCUACCUGAAACUGCUCCUCCAGGAGCAGGCCCGGCUGUGCGAGUACUAUCAGCCCACAGCCCUGCUUCGAGACGCCGAGGAGGGCGAGUUCCUCCUCAGCUUCCUGCAGGGGCUGACGUCCUUGUCCUUUGAACUCUCCUACAAGUCUGCCAUCUUAAAUGAGUGGACGCUCACCCCAUUGGCCCUCUCUGGGCUUUGCCCACUCUCUGAGCUUGACCCUCUCACUACCUCUGGCGCAGAACUACAGCGAAAGGAGUCUCUGGAUUCAGUUUCCCAUUCCUCAGGUUUAGAGGACAUUGAAGUCCAGCACUCAGGCCAUAAGAUCCAGCAGAGUAGGAAGCUCACUGCCUCCUCGCUCAGCCUGGACACAGCCGGUUUGUCACAGCUGUUCUGCAGCCUAAACUCUGAUAGCUGCCUACUCCAAGAGAAUGGCUCCAAGAGUCCAGACCAUUCCGAGGAGCCCAUGUCCUAUGACUCAGACCUGGGUAUAGCCAAUGCUGAUGAUUCAGACCGAUCUCUUCAAGAAGUGUUCUCAGAAUUCAGCAAAGCCCAGGUAAACUCUGUGCCAACCAACAGACUGAGCCAAGAAUUGGAGAUUCCCACGCUCCAAACCUCGCUGUCCCGCCACGGCCUCGACACCAACACACACCUACACUUUGAUGUGCCGGCAGAGCUCCUUCCUGCCCAAGCAUCCUCUGGGCCUCGCGAUGGUGGCCACAAGCAGCAGCUGCUUUCCCAUGUGCCUGGCACCCUGGAUUUGCAGCAGCCAGGUACUGCCCCAGCUGUCCCUGCAGAGAGCCAUGCCAGCAGCCUUCUAGUACCGGGAGAGGCAACCAGAGCAGCCAGUCAACGGAGUGGCCUGCAGAAGGCCCUGGAGGAUGACAGAGCUGGGCCGAAGCUUGUGGUUUCCUCACCCACCAGCCCGCACUUGGUUGAAUCCAUGGAUGUGGAACCCUCGGAUGUGGAGAACCGACUAAUUAUAGGGCAUUUAGGGACCGUCUAUACAGUGUACCAAAGGUACACUGAGGUGAUAAUUAACAUGCAGUUGCAAGAAGAGAAAGUUGUGUCUUUUCUAACUUUGUGCAGCCUUCUGAUUACAUAAAGGAGAAAGUCUGCAUGUGGUCCUUAACACCUCUUUUUCACUUGCUAAUCUCUCCUAUUAGCAUGGGUCAGGACUCCAGCCACAGCUGCCAGCCAGUAAGAUAUCUAGCUAGAAUGUACAAAAAACAUGAUCUUAUUUUUAUUUUAUUUAUUUUACAGUUACCUACUACCUGUGACAUGAUAGUGAGUUUCUAGUUAUGGUAAUAAUGUUCCAUAAAAUAAAUUUAUUUUGGAGAAUAUAUUGCAAAUCAUAUAUUCAUCAAAGGACUAACAUCCAGCAUAUAUAAAGAACUUUAAAAACAUCAAUAAAAAUAAAAAAUAGAAAAAUGGGCAAAAGACUUAAUACUUCACAAAAAAGGAUAUGUCAGUGGACAAUAAAUAUAUGAAAAGUAUGUAAUUUCAUUAGUCAUCAGAGAAAUGCAAUUUAAAACCGCAAGGUAAUAUCACUAUAUGCCCACCAGGGCUAAAAUGAAAGAUUACAGUAUUAAGUGUUGGCAAGGAUGUAAAGUGACUGGAACUCUCAUUUACUGCUAGUGAGGAUGUAAACUGCAACAACUGCUUUGGGAAACUGGCCAUGUCUGCUGAAGCUAAACAUAGCCAUACCACCCUAUAACCCAGGAAUCCAACUCCUAGGUAUAAUCCCAGUAGAAACGAGUACAUGGCGUUCGCCAAAAGUCAUGCACAAGAGUGUUCACAGCAGCUUUAUUCAUAAUAGCCCAAAAUUGAAAACACUAUAUGUCCAUCAGCAGUAGAAUGGAUAAAUACAUUGUGGUAUAUUCACAUAAUGGAAUACUGUAUGAAAGUCAGAAUGAACUAAUUAAACUAUAUAAAUGUAGAGCUAAAGAAACUAGACACAAAAAAAGAACCAUCUGUAUGGUUCCAUUUAUAUAAAAUGCAAAAGCAGACAAAACUAGUCCAUGCUUUUAAAACUCAGAGAGUGAUAACCCUUCAGGGUUGUGCCUGGGAGGAGGUUGCUGAGGGCUCAUAAUAUUCUGUUUUUGAUCUGGGUGAAAAAUUAGUUUUUCACACUUGAGAAAAGUAAUUGAUGUGCGUAAUUCUUCAUAUGUAUAUAAUACAUCAAUUAAAAAUUACUUAAA
Messenger RNA from Cynocephalus volans (Philippine flying lemur), 2671 nucleotides. Its product is annotated as pleckstrin homology domain-containing family M member 1-like. The annotation marks the transcript as partial. NCBI's taxonomy places the organism in Eukaryota, Metazoa, Chordata, Mammalia, Dermoptera, Cynocephalidae. The record is from RefSeq and is a predicted model, not a curated record. The transcript has 5 exons.